Acanthosepion pharaonis is the source of this 1245-nucleotide messenger RNA. Lineage: Eukaryota; Metazoa; Mollusca; Cephalopoda; Sepiida; Sepiidae. The record is from the annotation of a GenBank genome assembly.
AUGUAUCUACAGCAAGCCCUCGUGUUUACAAAAAAUGAAAAGAGAAUAUUUAUAAACAUCCUUAACUCCUCGAUUUAUUUCCCCCUUUCCUUAUUUUUUUUUCAUUCUUGUCUCUUUCCAUUAUCUUUUUUCUUUCUUUCUUUUCAUUUUGGUUUUUGUUUCGUCGUUCUUUUAAGUUUUUGCUUCCUUUUUCUUUCGUCAUCAAUUUAUUCAUUUAUUUUCUUUUUAGUUUCGUUUUCUAUCUUCUUUCUUUCUUUAUUUUCUGAUUUGUUUUUCUUUUUCACCUUAAGUUAUCACUUUCUUUCUUUCUUUCUUUCUUUCUUUCUUUCUACUCUUUUUUGUUUAUUUCUAGUUUUCUUUAGUUUGUUGUAUGAUUCUUUUACUUUUAAAUUGUUACGUUCUUUCAGUAAUUUGAUCUUUUUUAUUUCUUCUUUCAGCCAUCGAUUUCUUUCUCUCUUUUUAGCUUAUUGUUCUUUAUUUCUUUUUUCUUUAGUUAACACUUUCUUUCUUUCUUUCUUUCUUUCUUUCUUUCUUGUUUCAAUGUUUCUUAUUUCGUUUGUAGUCUUUAAUUUCUUUUUCCUUUCACUCAACACUUCCUUUCUUUCUUUCUUUCUUUCUUUCUUUCUUUCAUUUUUGUUUCUAUCUCUCUUCUUUAGUCUGUGGUCUGUUCUUUCUUUUUCCUUUCACUCAACACUUUCUUUCUUUCUUUCUUUCUUUCUUUCUUUCUUUCUUGUUUCAAUGUUUCUUAUUUCGUUUGUAGUCUUUAAUUUCUUUUUCCUUUCACUCAACACUUUCUUUCUUUCUUUCUUUCUUUCUUUCUUUCUUUUUUUGUUUCUAUGUCUCUUCUUUAGUUUGUUGCCUUUUCUUUAUUUUUUCUUUCACUCAUCACUUUCUUUCUUUCUUUCUUUUAUCCAUCCCGCUUCCCCUCUUUUUCCUAUCGUCACCGUUUCCUCCGAUCGAUGUUCACCCUCGCACCAUCGUUUCUUCUUUAGUUCGUGGUCUUUUCUUUCUUUUUCUUUUUCUUUUCGUUCAUCACUUUCUUUCUUUCUUUCUUUCUUUCUUUCUUUCUUUCUUUCUACUCUUUCUCGUUUCUAUGUGCCUUCUUUAGUUUGUGGUCUGUACUUUCUUUUUCCUCUCGUCAUCACUUUCUUUCUUUCUUUCUUUCUUUCUUUCUUUUUGUCUUUCUUUCUUUCUUUCUUUCUUUCUUUCUUUCUUGUCAUUCUUAUACCGGCUGUAAAUGAAUGA